Molecule: messenger RNA, 1388 nt
Organism: Scaptodrosophila lebanonensis
Lineage: Eukaryota; Metazoa; Arthropoda; Insecta; Diptera; Drosophilidae
Product: kelch-like protein 40
Exons: 3
Coding region: 109-1188 (359 amino acids)
Molecular function (GO): protein binding
Source: RefSeq, a predicted model, not a curated record
AACACUCUUUUAAGCUAAUUUGGCUUUCCUGCUUGGCUUUGUCUACUCUAGCUUGGAUCUUGCGCAUUGCUUAAAAGGAACGCAAUAGACGCGAUCUUAAUUUUAAAAAUGGAAAAUACAAAUGCUAACUGGCAGGAUCUUCGACCCCGCGAGCGCAUGGAAUAUUUACUGAACUCCGGUCACUUGUCGGAUUGCAGCUUUAUGGUAUUUGAUGAGGAAGGCAACAAAAUAGUGCUAAAGUGCCACAAAUUUGUCUUGAUGACUGCAUCACCGGUGUUUGAACGCAUGUUUGACGGUGAUUUUGAGGAAUCAAAGAGUCCGGAUAAUAUUGUCCUGGACGAUGUGUCUGGCCUUGACUUUAAAAAAUUCAUAGAAUAUUUAUACUGGCACGAUAAUCGUCGGCUAGACGGAUUCGAGCUUUCUACAUUACAAACGCUGAUCUACUUAAGCAAGAAGUUCAUGGUUUCUACAAUGACCACCAACUGCCUGAACGUGAUCAAACGCCGAUUGGCGAUCGGCUUGGAUUCUGAUACUACAGUUGAUCUUUACGAAUAUGCUCAUCAAAUCGAAGAUAUUGAUCUUAUUGCAGGUGUGAAAACGCAUUUGUGCAACAAUCCCACUAUGUAUAUCGACACAGCUGCGGUUUACGAGCUGGGAUCAGAAAUAUUCUUGAAAUUCAUAAGCGAAUUCGAAUUACUGGUUGAGGAAAAAUUACGUUUUGCGGUCAUUGAUCGCUAUUGCCGAAUCCAGGGCCUCAUCAAAGCCCCUUUGAAGAUCCUGAUUAAGAACGACGAUUCAGAUACUGCUCACUUAAAAGUAAAACCACAAUCACCAGAAACAAUGGCGUCCGCAAACAUAAUUGUGCCGACUGAAGAAACUGAAGAAUUUUUAAAAGACAAAACAGAUGAAAACGAAAACGAUGUAGAAAACGAUGCUAAGGAAGUGGAUAAUGCUGAACAAGAGCAUAAAAACAAACGAGAGCAACAAAAGAAAAAAGAAUAUAUUAAAAAGCUAGUAAGCACCAUACGGUUCACUUCAAUGAAUCCAUACGAUUUCUGUCGUGGACCGGGUAUAUCGGAUUUGUUGACUGUUGAAAGGAAGUAUCAGUUAUUAUCCAGUAUUUGCAUUGCUACUGAAAAAAUGCGUUUAAAUCGUGAGAGCUUUCUACAUUCUGGUACAUUCGAGUAGGUUUUUUUGUUUUUGUUAUAAUAUAAACCUAAACAUAGUAUCAUCAGGAAAUGCCAUGAUUGUCUUGCAAAAAAAAAAAAUAUUUAUCUUUAUUUUAUUUUUAUAUCAUACAGAGGGUUAUCUAAAUUUCAGCAUGCGAAUGAAUUUAACCACUCAAUCUAUAAAACUCAAAGCCUUGGCUUAUAUUAUUAUUUAAAUAA